CUCGCCAGUUGCUCAAUUGUGGAGCGAAUCAUUCGAUUCAGUGGUCGGGGACAUGUUGCGCGUCGCGCCGUCACUAAAACUUUAAUGGGAUUCUCCGCAAAGGACCACAACCGGAACCGUUACGUGCUCAGAAUCCUUUUCUGUGAACAUUUCGCCUUUUGAGUGGUGCAAUUGCUUCCCGCAGGAGCUGGUACUUGGCUUUGGCGGAGGGUGAUGUGUUGUUUUGCGAGAACUAUCGCGAAGUGUGUGUGAAAGGGAGCGGAAUUGCAGUUGGUGCGAAUUGGCCCCGGCGGCGGACCGGGCGUGGGAAGUUUUCAUUGAAUUUCGAGUGCAGAAAUAUCGAAAAUGACGGCGGAGUCUUGUUGAAAAUUGCUCAAGGAGUGAAUCAAUAAAGGGUGCCGUUGUGUUGGUUGGCAGCGGCUGACAGUGGUGGUGUUGUGCUGUCACAAAGUUCAUUUUAGACCAGAACGCGUUGUGUAUGUUUCGCUGGAAGGGACGGUGCCGUGAUCGUUCCAGUCAACACUUUUUGCAUUUGUGUGAGUCGAAUGUUUACGCUUCCUCGCUAAUAUUGGAGUCCGAUCUCAGUUGGUUUGUUCGCGAUCCUUUAUUUCCCCAGGGAGAGUGGGCGUUCCAAUCAACUGAUCCAGGGUCUAAGCGCCGAACGCUGAGCGAGUCCUUGCUUUAUUUAACUCUGCUGUACACAGGACCCCCCACACACACACGCACCUGCCAAUUGUCAGUGACAUCGUGAGCUCCCGACAUCCUCCGAGUCCGCAGGACAAAGGACUGGAAUUCGCGGCAGCAUCCCAUCGCCUUCCAGUCGCCGCGAACAUAUGUUGAAUAUCGAUGAAUGACUUUGUCCUGUUGGAUUGUGUGCGUGCCGAUGAACUUGUGUUGCUAUUCUCGCCGAGACUUCCACUUCCCACUACACUUGCAGGUGCGAUGAACUGCUCGACGUCGAGCUGUCAAUGAGAAAAUCGUUUGCUGCCAAAAUUUGUUUGUUUUUUGUGUGACGUUUUCAUUGUUCGUUCGUUCGUGUUUCGUGACGAUAAACAAACGUAAGAAAUUGUGUGCAUGGAGGGAAAUCCGGGAAAUUGUCGUUGUUCUGAAUGAAAAUGUCGUGGAUUUGUCGGUGCUCGUGGUAGUUUGUGUCGCUUUUGUUAUGUGAAAAUGUCAACUGCUGGAAACGGUGGUGGUUUCGUUGCGUCCGUGGGUCCUUAGUCCUUCCCAGAAACUCUUGUUUUUCUAUUUGUCCUUCUAGUUUUGUGUUGUCUUCGUAGUUCUAGGCCGUGUCAGUGGUGCUGUCAUUGAAUUGAAGCUCAAAAUCAGACUGUCGGGAUCGCGUGGAAUCAGGUCUGGUGCGAAAUUGUCGGCCAAACGUGGUGUCCUUUGUGCGGAUUAGUGCUCCAGCGACACCAGCCAAUUGGCCCUUCCACUCGGGAGGAGGCAGUGAUUUCUCUUUUGUUCGCUACUGUGUCGCAGGCUCCUCGAAUGUAACACGGUGGAGUCCUUUGUGCGGAACAGCGAAAACAACGACGGCGACGUUGUCGAGGACGUCCCCAUCUGCUCUCCGCUUGCUCCAUCCUCCCGCACCUUAAUUGCCCGCCCGUGCACGCUCAAGGAUUAUAGGAAAAAUGUCAUCAAAAUGUGGAUUAGUCGUGAUUUUAAUUACGAUAGCGGCGCUAUUCAUCGUAAAUGGCUUCGGAAAAGAGAUACGACGAGUUGAGAGAGGAUUCAAUCGACUUAAUGAAUACAUAUCGCACUACGAAACACUAAACUACGACGAUAGGCAUUUACACGCUAGUCAUAAUAGGGCUAAGCGAUCUGUAACCAAAGAUCAUCACGUAUAUUUAAGAUUUAAAGCACACGGGAAAGAUUUCCAUCUUAGGUUAAAACGUGAUUUAACUACGUUUAGUGAUAAGUUAGAGGUCCAUAGCACGGAUGGUCCAGUUCCAUUUGAUACAUCACAUAUUUACCAGGGUGAAGUGAUAGGUGAUCGGAACAGUCAUGUUUUCGGUUCAAUAAUAAAUGGUGUGUUUGAGGGUAAAAUAAUAACAGAACGUGAUGCGUAUUAUGUGGAGAAUGCAAAACAUUAUUUUCCAAAUCGAACAUAUGAUCAGGAUGAGUUUCAUUCAGUGAUUUAUAAUGAGAAGCAUGUGGAGGAUCCUUAUAAGGAUGUGCGAGAAGGUCAUGUUGCUGGUUGCGGUAUUACCGACGAGGUUUCACAAUGGAUGCACAACAUCCAAAAUUCUGCGGUAGAGGAACCAGAUAUGCCUGAGGUGCUUCCAAAACCGAUGAGUAAUGAUGACGCAAAACCAAAAGCAAAACAACACAAAAAUCAUCCACCGAAAAAAUACCAAGGAGCCAACGGGUCUGGAAUGGCAACCGAUAUGGAAUUCACUCAUCCUCAUGAAAAAUACACGAAAGAAGCAAACGUUCAUGAAAGUUCUUCAUCCUCAUCAUCGGCACAAAUGACGGAAAAACGACGACAGGAUACAAAUCGAAAUGAAAGUGUGGGACUUCUAGAUGAAGAUUGGCAUCGGGAAUCACAUGAACGAGUUCGACGGGCAUCGGCGCCACGUCCGCGAGAGGAUAACAAGAAGAAUACCUGCUCCUUGUAUAUACAAACUGAUCCAUUAAUUUGGCGACAUGUUAAGGAGGGAAUAGUCGAUAACGAUCGAGGCAGCAAACGGAGUGAAAUUGACGAGAAGACUCGCGAGGAAAUUCUCUCCUUGAUAGCACAUCACGUAACGGCUGUUAAUUACAUCUAUCGUAAUACAAAGUUUGAUGGUCGUAUUGAACAUCGAAAUAUUCGUUUUGAGGUGCAACGGAUAAAAAUCGAUGACGACUCAGCAUGCAAGCCCUCGUAUAAUGGACCGCAUAAUGCAUUCUGCAACGAGCAUAUGGACGUGUCGAAUUUUCUAAAUUUACAUUCGCUGGAGGAUCACGGGGACUUCUGCCUAGCUUACGUUUUUACUUAUCGCGACUUCACCGGAGGAACUCUUGGACUUGCUUGGGUUGCUUCCGCAUCUGGUGCUUCGGGUGGUAUUUGUGAGAAAUACAAAACAUACACCGAAACCGUUGGAGGACAAUAUCAAAGCACAAAACGCUCACUCAACACGGGGAUUAUAACUUUCGUCAACUAUAAUAAUCGUGUCCCACCGAAAGUUUCACAAUUGACGCUUGCUCACGAAAUUGGUCACAAUUUCGGAUCACCUCACGACUACCCCCAAGAAUGCCGUCCAGGUGGUGUUAGCGGAAACUUCAUAAUGUUCGCCAGUGCUACAUCUGGCGAUCGGCCAAACAAUAGUAAAUUUUCACAAUGCUCAAUACGAAAUAUAUCGAACGUGCUCGACGCUCUAGUUGGUAAUCAGAAGAGGGAUUGCUUCAAGGCAUCCGAGGGUGCUUUCUGCGGCAACAAGAUUGUCGAAAGCGGCGAAGAAUGCGACUGUGGAUUCAACGAGGACGAGUGUAAAGAUAAAUGCUGUUAUCCGCGCAUAAUUAGCGAAUAUGAUAUGAGUCUGAACUCAUCGGCGACAGGAUGUACUCGACGAGCGCGGACACAAUGCAGUCCAAGUCAGGGCCCUUGCUGUCUAAGCGAUUCCUGCACGUUUGUGCCAACUCAUUAUCAUAUGCGUUGCAAAGAGGAGACUGAAUGCUCGUGGAGUAGUACGUGCAAUGGGACGACUCCUGAAUGUCCGGAACCGAAACCGAAAGAUGAUAAGACUAAAUGUAACAAUGGCACACAACUGUGCAUUAAGGGCGACUGCUCUGGAUCGAUUUGUUUGCUAUGGAAUAUGAGUGAAUGUUUCCUGACAUCACAGAAUGUACCGCACGUUGAUAAGCGAAAGUUAUGCGAGUUGGCAUGCCAGAAUGGUACGGAUACGUCAACUUGUCGAAGUACAAGUGAAUUUGCUCAUCUAUAUAACUUACCCGAGGGCGGAAUAAGUCUGCGUCCGGGUGCACCCUGUGAUAAUUUUCAGGGAUAUUGUGAUGUAUUUCUUAAGUGUCGGGCAGUUGAUGCCGAAGGUCCUUUGGUUCGGCUCAAAAAUUUACUGUUGAAUAGGGAAACGUUAUCCACAUUAGCCCAAUGGAUCACGGACAAUUGGUAUGCUGUCGUAUUAAUGGGAAUUGGAUUUAUUAUCUUUAUGGGAAUCUUUAUAAAAUGUUGUGCUGUACAUACGCCAAGUUCAAAUCCAAAGAAACGUGCUGCCAUACGAUUAAGUGAUACACUACGAGGUCCAAUGACGACGUUACGACGAAUGCGAAAUCAUCCGCACAAUAGAGGUGCAGGACCGCGUAGUAUACCGCCGCCAGGACAUGAACGUUCCAGAGGAGGAGGCGGUCAAGAUUGGAAUGGUCGAAAUCCAGAUCGAGGUGGUGGCGGUGGUAAUGGGGGACGCCGACCGCGCAAUGGCGGCAAUUCAGGACGACCGGCGAGUAGCUCAAGAUCAGCGGGACCACAUAAUGGGUAUGGUGAUGGAAGAGGUCAACACUAUCCACCGAAAGUUGAUGAUAUUUCAUAGAAGCAAUUUCGUUAAUUUUUACUUUGAUUUUUUAUCCGUUUUGAGUGGAGAAUGUAACAAGAGAUUCAUUGUCAAGAGCCCGUUUUGUUUUCGUUCGUAUGUUUCAUGUUUCGCAGAAUAUCUCGUUUACAAAUCAAUCUCACGUAAUUUAAUUUUUGUUCAGCACAUCAGGAACUAGUUCUUUUAGUUGAAUUUGAACGAACCAACAAGAUUAUAUGUGAAUGUGUGCAUGAGCGUCUUAUUUGAUUGUAAACAGAACACAUAAGUAUAACUUUUCAUUGUUGCUUAGUUGUUAAUCUAUUUGGCAACUAAAAGAUUUUUUCUACUUAAUUUUUAGUUUCCCAAUUCAAAUACAAAUUGACAUUUUGAUUAUUACUAAAAACUUCCUACCCUAACCCAAUUAUUCGACGACUCCUCGAUACUCGAUUCAAAAGCACUUGAUCUAAAUUUGAAACAAAAUACUCUCUUCAUUCAGAAGCUUAGUAUUGAUAGUGAGUACAUCCUCAAACGCAACGAAACCAUGAACUAUUUAUUAUUUGCCUCCCCCAAAGGGUGGGGUAAUUUGAGCAUACAACACCUAAUUUUGCCAAGCGCCACUCCUAACUCACUGCCCUAAAUUUGAUUCAUGCAAACUCAACUGUGAAAACAAUAUCCUUUCGUAAUUUUUAAUUGGCUUAGCUGAAAGUUCUCCAGCUAAACUAAGCAAUGCAACAGGAGCAACAAGGACAAAGUUGGCUCGGAGGCCAAUUGUAAACUAUUCUGAAAAUUAGCACAAUUAAUUAAUUGGCACUUACAAGAGGAUUUAAGGGGGGCCUCCUGCCUGUGAGAGCUAGUAUAACAGGAUUAUUUCUGUAAUUUUUUUAUUUGAGAUGAACAUCAAGAGAUAUUUGUGGGACAAAUGUGAAAAGUUGAGUGCUUGCGUUGUUUUGUUAAGUUUGAGGGAGUGCGUCCUCCUACAUUUCUUACUAAGAGCCUUGUUCAUUCAAUCCUUGAACUUCAUUUCAAAUUUCAAACGUUUUGAUUAGGAGAGUUCACUUUAAUAUACACAAAAGGAUCAGUGCUGAGUAGAUUCCUAUUUUGAUUUGAGGGACCACGUAAUUCACACCAAAAUAUCAGUCGUAAUAAAAUAGGAUCCUGUUUUUAAAAUGAGCGAAAAAUGACUUUGACUAAAUAUUUACAAAAAAAUUACGAAAUUUCUCAGUUUUAUUGUCUUUUUUUUCGAUUUCUGGCUUUUAGAACUCACCAAGCGUUUUGUUGAUAGUCUUUAUAUAUAAUUUUUGAAUUUUAUAAACAAUUUUUUUUCCUCUAACAUAAAUUUAUUGUAAAAGAGUGUUUGUAAUUGUUCAUCUAAUUAUUGAUAUAGCCUUGUGUUUGGAGUCCUUUAAAAUAACCAUUACAUAAUUUUUAUUGACUUACAAUUAAUUGUUCAUGGUUUAGAUAAGUUUUUUUAUAAUAAAAUCAAGUUUCACAUAGAACAUGGCA
Messenger RNA from Hermetia illucens (black soldier fly), 6008 nucleotides. RefSeq names its product disintegrin and metalloproteinase domain-containing protein 10 (gene kuz). The transcript has 11 exons. Bases 1635 to 4526 code for a protein of 963 amino acids. NCBI's taxonomy places the organism in Eukaryota, Metazoa, Arthropoda, Insecta, Diptera, Stratiomyidae. The record is from RefSeq and is a predicted model, not a curated record. Gene Ontology annotation, cellular component: plasma membrane. Gene Ontology annotation, molecular function: metalloendopeptidase activity. Gene Ontology annotation, biological process: membrane protein ectodomain proteolysis; Notch signaling pathway.